AUGCGCAAUGACCCCUAUGGAAUAUCAGAGGAGUUGCGUAAGGACGUACCUGCUAACCUUAAGGCGGCUACUGGGCAUGUUAUCAUCACCCAAACAUGCAUUUAUGUUCAAUGGGGCUAUAUAGCAUACCCCAUAGCCCUUCUUGCGCUGCAGUGGAUAUUUUCGACCCUGGUGUUGGUUGCGUGUAGUCAGCGAAGGAGAUCUGGGGAUGGGCCAAGUCGUGCAGUCUGGAAGUCCUCGCCUCUAGCACUUCUCUUUCAUGGGCUUGAUGAGGAUCUGCAGACCAGGAGUCAGAAUCUCGAGACUGUCAGACAGAUGAACAGUUUGGCAAAAGAUGUCAAGGUUCGUUUGGUGCCGAUGAAUACUUCUCAACGGAAAGGAUGGCACUUCGCGGGCGUCUAG
Colletotrichum costaricense is the source of this 402-nucleotide messenger RNA. RefSeq lists its product as uncharacterized. NCBI's taxonomy places the organism in Eukaryota, Fungi, Ascomycota, Sordariomycetes, Glomerellales, Glomerellaceae. The transcript has a single exon. The record is from RefSeq and is a predicted model, not a curated record. Bases 1 to 402 code for a protein of 133 amino acids.